Molecule: messenger RNA, 2353 nt
Organism: Salvia miltiorrhiza (redroot sage)
Lineage: Eukaryota; Viridiplantae; Streptophyta; Magnoliopsida; Lamiales; Lamiaceae
Product: premnaspirodiene oxygenase-like
Exons: 2
Coding region: 105-1619 (504 amino acids)
Molecular function (GO): monooxygenase activity; oxidoreductase activity, acting on paired donors, with incorporation or reduction of molecular oxygen; iron ion binding
Source: RefSeq, a predicted model, not a curated record
GAUCAACAUCCGCCCUCUUGUUACUAAAUGACCAAAACUCCAAAACUCACACUAGCGCAUAAAAAUCUGCAUAUUUCAAAAAAUGCAAGCACCAAAUUAAUAGAAUGAAGCUUGAAUACUUGGUCUACUUGUCCCUCUUCAUCUUGCUGCUACUCAAACUCAGAAAAUCAUCGAAACAAAACAAGAAUAUUCUCUUCCCCCUCCCUCCAGGGCCAUGGAAGCUUCCAUUGAUAGGAGACAUGCACCUUCUCUUUGGCUCUCUCCCACACAUUGCUCUCAGAGAUCUCUCCACCAAAUAUGGACCACUCAUGUAUCUCAGACUAGGCCAAGUCCCCACCAUCAUCGUCUCCUCCUCCGACGCCGCCAAGCAAGUCAUGAAAACGCACGACCUCACCUUCGCCUCCCGCCCCCAGCUGCUGGCCCUCAAGAUCAUGUCGUACGACUGCACGGACGUGGCGUUCGCCCCAUACGGCGACUACUGGAGGCAGCUCCGCAAGAUCUGCACGCUCGAGCUCCUGAGCGCCAAGCGCGUCCAGUCGUUCCAGUCGCUGAGGCAGGAAGAGAUUCUGAUACUCACCCGAUCAAUAGCUUCUCGCGCUGGAUCACCGGUUAACCUGACGGCCGAAACUUACGCCUCCGCCUACGGCUUCACUUCGAGGGCGGCGUUUGGCAUGAAGAACACCAAGGGGCAAGAAGCGUUUGUUUCGUUAGUUCAACAAGGCAUCGAAAUGGCGUCUGGUUUUGAUCUUGCUGAUGUGUAUCCUAAUGUUAGAUUGCUUCAAGCGAUGAGCCCAACCAGGUGGAGAUUGACGAAGCUGCAUCGCCAGGUGGACAAGAUUCUUGAAAACAUCAUUAAUCAGCACAAAUUAGACAAAACUGCAGAAACUGUCAACUCUAGCACAAGACAAGACGACCUAGUUGAUGUUCUGCUGAGGUUUCAAGAGAGUGGACAUGAACUUCCCCUUACCACUGACAACAUCAAGGCUGUUAUCCUCGAUGUUUUCAGCGCAGGAAGUGAGACGUCAGCAGCAACGGUGGCUUGGGCAAUGACGGAGAUGAUGAGACACACACGAGUCCUAAAACGCGUGCAGGGCGAAGUGAGACGUGUUUUCAAGGACAAGGGAUGUGUGGACGAAGCUCGCUUCGACCAACUCAAGUAUCUCAAGUGUGUGAUAAAGGAGACACUAAGGCUACAUCCGCCACUGCCCCUGUUACUCCCCAGAGAGUGCAGCCAGGUCUGCAGCAUCAACGGAUACCAAAUCCCCUUAAAAGCUAGAAUCAUGGUGAACGCGUGGGCAAUCGGGAGGGAUCCCAAGCAGUGGGACGAUGCUGAAAGCUUCGUCCCAGAGAGGUUCCUUGAUGCUUUAAUCGACUUCAAAGGCAACAACUUCGAGUUCGUUCCAUUUGGCGCGGGUAGAAGGAUAUGCCCUGGGAUUACAUUUGGUCUCGCCAAUGUGGAGCUUCAAUUGGCAAUGUUUCUCUAUCAUUUCGACUGGAGUCUGCCCGAUGGCAUCGAACCACAUCAACUAGCCAUGACAGAGACAUUUGGGGCAACAGUUAGAAGAAAAGAUGACUUGCUAGCCGUUCCUACUAUCAAGAUACCCCUCCCAUUCCUCUAGGGGCGGAUAUCCCAACACCCGUGAUCAUUUCAUCAUUUAACCUAGUUUUGCUUGAUUCAUUAUUUAAGCUAGUUUUACUUGAUUCAUAUGUCAUUGAAAGGGUGAGAUUGGAGAAACCAUACUCUUAUAUCAUGCAAACUAAACGCCCCUAAAUCUAUUUCACGUUUCACAAAAACUUCAACAAUCCAAAUCCAAAACAGAGCAUAUUUGGAAUCUUUCCCAUUGAUCACAACAAAAGUUACAGGACAACAAAAGCAGUCAAUAAACUUGAAGAAUUGCAUCUAUGCAAAUAGGAAAACUUAGGCUCUCUCUUAUAAGCAUACACAAACACUAAGUAUACAUACAUACACAGAGACGUAAUAAUCUAAAUAACAUAAUCCGACCAGUCAGAAAUGUGUGACGUCUGAUCCAUGGUGAAGCUGGGCAUCUUAUCCAACUUAAUCGGAUUCUCCUUCCCCCCAAUCAACCUGGCCGGAUUCCCAACGGCAGUGGUCCUGGCCGGAACCUGCUUGAGCACGACGGAGCCGGCGCCAAUCUUGGCCCCUUCCUCAAUCCUCACAUUGCCAAGAACACAAGUCCCUGCACCAAUCAGCACCCCAUCACCGAUCUUCGGGUGCCGGUCGCCAGAGACCUUCCCGGUCCCACCCAACGUCACGUUAUGCAGAAUCGACACAUUAUCUCCGAUCACUGCGGUUUCGCCGAUCACUACGCCGGUGGCGUGAUCCAGCAAGAUC